This is a messenger RNA of Babesia ovata, 1182 nucleotides long. RefSeq lists its product as uncharacterized. Lineage: Eukaryota; Apicomplexa; Aconoidasida; Piroplasmida; Babesiidae. The coding region runs from base 1 to 1182 and encodes 393 amino acids. The transcript has a single exon. The record is from RefSeq and is a predicted model, not a curated record.
AUGUCGAAGAAACCCGGUUUAGCAGGUUCUGGCUUCUCCUCGGUAGCCUUGGGAGCGGCCUCGCCGGUCGCCUCGGACGCUUUCUCCGUAUCUUUCGAAUCUGCCUCCGGACUUUCCGAAGGCUUAUCAGCUGCACCCGCAGCGUCAGCAACCUUUUCUUCAGGAGUGCCGCUACUGUUAUCCACAGCACCACUGGCAUCUUUUGAAGCGCUGCUAUCAUCUUGCUUCGCAGAAUCAUCCACAUUUUCUGCGCUACUCUUACCGUCUUGUUCCGUCGCAUUAGUAACCACCUCUGCAGCAUUAGUGCUACCUUGCUCCGUCGGGCUUGCAACAUUUGCUGAACUAUCCUCGGCAGUUACUUCAGCAGCAUCACCACCGUCAUUUGUAGCACUACUCUCAUCUUGUUGUGGAGCAUUAACGGCGGCGGCUGAGUCACUCUUAUCAGCCGUGCCCUCAGCAUUGGCAACAUUCUCCGAAGUAUCCUUGUCAUCUUGUUUCUCAACCUGUUCGCCUUCUUGUUCUGCUGUUGGCUCAGCCUUGUCGCUCUCAGGUGCCUUCUCAGCAUCGGGAACAGCGGAGUCCUCAGCAGCUUUUUCAGCACCUUCGCUGACUGGGGCGUCUGCUGUCGCAGUUGCAGCAUCUGCCGCAGGUUCAGAUGAAACUUCAGCGUCCGUCUUGGGCGCCGAUUCGGAUGGCGAUUCUGAUUCCUCUUUCUUUGCUGGUGCAGUUUCCCCGGAUUUGGCAUCCUUUUCGGCUUCCUUACUCUCAACAGUUGAUGGCUGCUUUUCUACGUCAUUAUUGGCAGUUUGUGCUUCAUCGACAGUUUUGGAAGCAUCUGUUGCGCCCUCUUUGGCCGAAUCGGAGGUGCUUGCAGCGGUCGCUGGCCCUUUGUCAUCUUUCGUGACGGCAUUGGUUGUCUCCUUAUCAUCCUUCGCUUCAGCAGUCGAGCGCUUGGGACGCCCCUUCGCUCGGUCGUCGAGUCCGCUGGAUCCGGGUUUCUUUUCCGGUUGCUUAUCCUCUGCAGGUUUUGACGACUCUUGCUUCUUUGCGGGCGUGAAUAAGGCGAUGAAUUUGGAAAAUGAUAGGGAUUUGAAAAACUCAGCCGCUGUGUCUACAGUUACCUUCUUUUCGGCUUUAGCAGUGCCAGUCCCGCAGGGCUUGGCGGCGUCAGAACACUUGUGA